Molecule: messenger RNA, 7657 nt
Organism: Ficedula albicollis (Collared flycatcher)
Lineage: Eukaryota; Metazoa; Chordata; Aves; Passeriformes; Muscicapidae
Gene: MYO7A
Product: myosin VIIA
Exons: 48
Coding region: 424-7071 (2215 amino acids)
Cellular component (GO): cytoskeleton; myosin complex
Molecular function (GO): cytoskeletal motor activity; protein binding; ATP binding
Source: RefSeq, a predicted model, not a curated record
GAGAGAAGUCCUGGGGAAAUGAAGAGGUUUCCUGUUAAUCCUGCAGUUGUUUUUCCAGAACGGGUAGUUGCUGUGUCCUUCAGCUCCUUGACAGAGUAUCAGCCCUUGCUGGAGAGCCUGGAAGAAUUUAAGUGAAGAGAAGCAAAGUUGCGCAGUUUGCUCUGAGCUUCCCACAGGGCUGGUCGUACACAGUGAGCGUGUCAGCUGGCCAGGGGAGGACCAUGGCUGGUGCAUGGAAAUUUUCCCGCUAGGAGAAGAUCUUUCCCAAGAGCCAUAUUGUGAAUCGGGUCAGAGGGUGUCCUGUGAGCUGCAGGCAUGGUCGUGCCGCAGGGCUAGAGCAAACCGCCGUAUUUGGGCACUCGUGGUGCAAUACACCAUGUAGAGAGCAGAGAGAGGGGCAAAUACCAGCGCGGAGUUUUGGAGAUGUUGAAGAAGAAGAAAGUCGUUUUCGUGCAGCCAUGCCCUGAGGUGGUGGAAGAUCAGGAGAGAGACCAGGGCAGAUGGACACUGCUUCGCAAUGUCAACCAGGUCCUGAAGCCCACGACCAUGCUAGCGGGGGAUUAUGUGUGGAUGGACCUCAAAACCGGACGGGAAUUCGAUGUCCCCAUUGGAGCGGUGGUUAAACUGUGUGACUCCGGGCAGAUCCAGGUCGUGGAUGAUGAAGGCAAUGAGCACUGGAUUUCCCCACAGAAUGCCAGCCACAUCAAGCCCAUGCACCCCACCUCCAUCCAUGGAGUGGAGGACAUGAUCCGCCUGGGGGACCUGAACGAGGCAGGAAUUCUCAGGAACCUGCUGAUUCGCUAUCGGGAGCACCUCAUCUAUACGUACACUGGUUCAAUACUGGUGGCAGUAAACCCCUACCAGCUCCUUCCCAUCUACUCACCUGAGCAGAUACGCCUCUACACCAACAAAAAGAUUGGUGAGAUGCCACCGCACAUCUUUGCAAUUGCUGACAACUGCUACUUCAACAUGCAGCGCAACAACAAGGACCAGUGCUGUAUCAUAAGUGGGGAAUCCGGAGCAGGGAAGACAGAAAGCACAAAACUGAUUCUGCAGUUCCUGGCAGCAAUCAGCGGUCAGCACUCCUGGAUUGAGCAGCAGGUCCUGGAGGCAAAUCCCAUCUUGGAAGCUUUCGGGAACGCGAAGACCAUCCGUAACGACAACUCCAGCCGAUUUGGGAAGUACAUCGAUAUCCACUUCAACAAAAGGGGAGCCAUAGAGGGGGCAAAGAUCGAGCAGUACCUGCUGGAGAAGUCCCGGGUGUGCAGGCAGGCCCCAGAUGAGAGGAAUUACCACGUGUUCUACUGCAUGCUGAGAGGAAUGACCGUGGAGCAGAAGAAGAAGCUGGGUCUUGGCAAAGCCACGGACUACAACUACCUUGCCAUGGGUAACUGCACGACCUGUGAUGGCAGAGAUGACAGCAAGGAGUACGCCAACAUCCGCUCCGCUAUGAAGGUGCUCAUGUUCACCGACACGGAGAACUGGGAGAUCUCCAAGCUGCUGGCUGCCAUCCUGCACAUGGGCAACCUGCAGUACGAAGCUCGGACCUAUGACAACCUGGAUGCCUGCGAGGUUGUUCAGUCAGCAUCGCUCAUCACUGCAGCAACAUUGCUGGAGGUUGAGCCCCAGGAUGUGAUGAACUGCCUUACCAGCCGGACUAUAAUCACCAGAGGUGAAACUGUCUCCACCCCUCUCAGCAUGGAACAAGCGCUGGAUGUGAGGGACGCUUUUGUAAAGGGAAUUUAUGGGCGACUUUUUGUAUGGAUUGUGGAGAAGAUCAACGCUGCAAUUUACAGACCUCCUUCCCAGGAACUCAAAAGUAUCAGGAGAUCCAUUGGCCUUCUUGACAUCUUUGGCUUUGAGAACUUCGCUGUGAACAGUUUUGAGCAGCUUUGCAUUAACUUUGCGAAUGAAAACCUGCAGCAGUUCUUUGUGCGCCACGUCUUCAAACUAGAGCAGGAGGAGUACAACCUGGAGAACAUCAACUGGCAGCACAUCGAGUUCACUGAUAACCAGGAUGCCUUGGACAUGAUUGCCAUCAAGCCUAUGAACAUCAUCUCCCUCAUUGACGAGGAGAGCAAGUUCCCCAAGGGUACAGAUGCCACCAUGUUGCACAAGCUGAACUCCCAGCACAAGCUUAACACCAACUAUAUUCCUCCGAAGAAUAACUACGAAACCCAGUUUGGCAUUAACCAUUUUGCUGGAAUUGUUUACUACGAAACAAAAGGUUUCUUGGAGAAAAACAGGGACACGCUGCAUGGAGACAUCAUUCAGCUGGUGCAUUCCUCAAAAAACAAAUUCAUCAAGCAGAUCUUCCAAGCAGAUGUGGCAAUGGGAGCAGAGACGAGGAAGCGCUCGCCGACGCUCAGCAGCCAGUUCAAGCGCUCCCUGGAGCUGCUGAUGAGGACUCUCAGCGUGUGCCAGCCCUUCUUUGUCCGCUGCAUCAAGCCCAAUGAGUACAAGAAGCCCAUGCUGUUUGAUCGGGAGCUGUGCGUCCGGCAGCUGCGGUACUCGGGGAUGAUGGAGACCAUCCGCAUCCGCCGGGCCGGGUACCCCAUCCGCUACACCUUUGUGGAGUUCGUGGACCGCUACCGGGUGCUCAUGCCUGGGGUGAAGCCAGCCUACAAGCAGGGUGACCUGCGUGGGACAUGCCAGCGCAUUGCUGAAGCAGUGCUGGGGAAAGAUGAUGACUGGCAGAUUGGCAAGACAAAGAUAUUUCUGAAGGACCACCAUGACAUGCUGCUGGAGAUUGAGAGAGACAAGGCCAUCACGGACAAAGUCAUCCUCAUCCAGAAGGUGGUCCGUGGCUAUAAGGACAGGUCCAAUUUCCUGAAAGUGAGAAAUUCAGUCCUGAUGAUUCAGAGAUACUGGCGUGGACAUAACUGCAGGAAGAACUAUGGUGCUAUGCGGAUCGGCUUCCUGCGGCUGCAGGCCCUCUACCGCUCCCGCAAGCUGCACCAGCAGUACCACAUGGCUCGCCGGCGCAUCAUCGACUUCCAGGCGCGCUGCCGCGGCUACCUGGUGCGCCGGGCCUUCCGCCACCGCCUGUGGGCCGUGCUCACCGUGCAGGCCUACGCGCGCGGCAUGAUCGCGCGGCGCCUCUACAAGCGCCUCCGCGGGGAGUAUUAUCGGCGCCUGGAAGCAGAGAAGCUUCGGCUGGCAGAAGAGGAGCGGCUUCGAAAGGAGAUGAGUGCCAAGAAAGCCAAAGAGGAAGCAGAAAAGAAGCACCAAGUGCGCCUGGCCCAGCUGGCACGGGAAGAUGCAGAGAGAGAAGUAAAGGAGAAGGAGGAAGCACGUCGGAAGAAAGAGCUCUUAGAAAAAAUGGAGAGAGCUCGCAAUGAGCCAGUGAAUGACUCAGAAAUGGUGGACAAAAUGUUUGGAUUCCUGGGGACAACCUCCUCCCUUCCUGGCCAGGAGGGACAGGCACCCAAUGGCUUUGAGGAUCUUGAGCAAGUCCAGAAGGAACUGGAAGAAGAGGACCUGGAUGCAGCAUUGCCUCUCCCUGAGGAGGAGGAAGAAGAUCUCUCAGAGUACAAAUUUGCCAAGUUUGCUGCCACGUAUUUCCAGGGCACAACAACACACACAUACAUCCGCCGGCCCCUCAAACAGCCUCUCUUGUACCAUGAAGAUGAAGGAGACCAGUUGGCGGCACUUGCUGUAUGGAUCACUAUCCUGCGUUUCAUGGGAGACCUCCCUGAGCCAAAGUAUCACACAGCCAUGAGUGAUGGUGGUGAGAAGAUACCAGUAAUGACAAAAAUCUAUGAGACUCUUGGGAAGAAGACCUAUAAGAAAGAACUGCAGGCUCUGCAGGGAGAAGGAGAGAGUACUCACAUUGAUGGGCACAAGAAGAACAGUGUGCGGCACAAGCUGGUCUCCUUAACGCUCAAGAAGAAAUCCAAACUGACGGAGGAGGUGACAAAGAGACUUCAUGAUGGUGAGUCUACACUCCAGGGUAACAGCAUGCUCGAAGACCGACCCACUUCCAACCUGGAGAAGCUCCAUUUCAUUAUUGGUAAUGGCAUCCUCAGGCCAGCCUUAAGGGAUGAAAUCUACUGUCAAAUCUGCAAGCAGCUGACUCAGAACCCAUCCAAAAGCAGCCAUGCUAGGGGUUGGAUCCUGAUGUCCCUUUGUGUGGGAUGUUUUGCUCCUUCUGAGAAGUUUGUGAAGUAUUUAAGGAACUUUAUCAACGGAGGCCCCCCAGGUUAUGCUCCCUACUGUGAAGAGAGGCUGAGGCGGACGUUUGCCAAUGGGACAAGGACACAGCCACCCAGCUGGCUGGAGCUGCAGGCGACCAAGUCCAAGAAACCAAUCAUGCUGCCUGUCACAUUUAUGGAUGGGACAACAAAGACACUGUUGACAGACUCUGCAACAACUGCUAAAGAGCUCUGUAAUUCUUUGGCCGACAAGAUCAGCCUGAAGGACAGAUUUGGCUUUUCACUCUACAUUGCACUUUUUGACAAGGUGUCCUCUCUGGGGAGCGGCAAUGACCACGUGAUGGAUGCUGUGUCGCAGUGCGAGCAGUACGCCAAGGAGCAGGGAGCGCAGGAGCGCAACGCGCCGUGGCGCCUCUUCUUCAGGAAGGAGAUCUUCACUCCCUGGCACAACCCCAGCGAGGACAACGUGGCCACCAACCUCAUCUACCAGCAGAUCGUGCGCGGGGUGAAGUUUGGGGAGUACCGCUGUGACAAGGAGGAAGAUCUGGCAGAGCUGGCUUCCCAGCAGUACUAUGUGGACUAUGGGUCAGAGAUGGUGCUGGAAAGGCUGCUAAAUCUAAUUCCAUCCUAUAUUCCGGACAGAGAGAUCACAGCUUCAAAAACAGUGGAAAAAUGGGCUCAGCUCAUUAUAGCUGCACAUAAAAAGGGAAUUUAUACUCAGAAGAGGGCAGACCCAAAAAAAGUCAAGGAGGAAGUAGUGGAUUUUGCACGUUUCAAGUGGCCUUUGCUGUUUUCUCGGUUUUAUGAAGCCUUCAAAUUCUCGGGGCCAAGCCUGCCUAAAAAUGAUGUGAUUGUAGCCGUCAACUGGACAGGGGUGUACUUUGUGGAUGAACAGGAGCAGGUUCUCCUAGAGCUCUCUUUCCCAGAGAUCACAGCUGUGUCAAGCAGCAGAGGAGGAAAGCUGCAGGGGCAGAGUUUCACCCUGGCCACCAUUAAAGGUGAUGAAUACACUUUCACCUCCAACAAUGCAGAGGAUAUCCGGGACCUGGUGGUGACCUUCCUUGAAGGACUAAGGAAACGAUCCAAGUAUGUGGUCACUCUCCAAGACAACCCAAAUCCAGUGGGAGAAGAAUCUGGGUUCCUCAGCUUCCUUAAAGGAGACCUGAUAGUUCUGGACCAGGACACAGGAGAACAAGUGAUGAACUCGGGGUGGGCGAACGGCUUCAAUGAACGGACCAAGCAGAGGGGGGAUUUCCCGACUGAUUCCGUCUAUGUCUUGCCUACCGUCACCAUGCCUCCGCUGGAGAUCGUGGCCCUAGUCACAAUGACCCCUGACCAACGACAAGAUGUCAUCAGAACCUCUCAGAUGGCAGUUUCAGACAGUGAAGAAAGAGUAAAGCCAUACACCUUGGAGGAAUUUUCCUACGAUUAUUUUAGACCACCUCCAAAGCACACCCUCAGCCGGGUCAUGAUCACCAAGAGCCGUGGAAAGGACAAGCUGUGGUGUUACACCCGCGAGCCCAUCAAACAGCCACUGCUGAAGAAGAUCCUGGGCAGCGAGGAGCUGUCCCAAGAAGCCUGUAUGGCCUUCAUUGCUGUGCUGAAAUAUAUGGGUGACUACCCAUCCAAAAGGACCCGCUCAGUCAAUGAGCUGACAGACCAAAUAUUUGAAGGUGCCUUGAAAGCUGAACCCCUAAAGGAUGAAAUCUACUGCCAGACCCUCAAGCAGCUCACAGACAACCACAUCAAAUACAGUGAAGAGAAAGGCUGGGAGCUGUUGUGGUUGUGUACAGGCCUUUUCCCUCCGAGUAACAUCCUCCUGCCCCACGUCCAGAGGUUCCUGCAGUCCCGGAAACAUCACCCCUUGGCAGCAGACUGCAUCCAGAGACUCCAGAAGGCCUUGAGGAAUGGAUCCAGAAAAUACCCACCCCAUCUGGUAGAAGUGGAAGCCAUUCAACACAAAACAACCCAAAUUUUCCACAAGGUUUACUUCCCUGAUGACACCGAUGAGGCAUUUGAGGUGGAAUCCAGCACGAAAGCCAAGGACUUCUGCCAGAACAUUUCCAACAGGCUGCUCCUGAAAUCCUCUGAGGGCUUCAGCCUCUUUGUCAAAAUCUCUGACAAGGUCAUCAGUGUGCCAGAGGGAGAUUUCUUCUUUGACUUUGUGAGGCACCUGACAGACUGGAUAAAGAAAGCAAGACCAGCAAAAGAUGGUAUAGUGCCUUCCCUCACCUACCAAGUGUUCUUCAUGAAAAAACUGUGGACCAACACAACGCCUGGAAAAGACUCGAUGGCAGACUCAAUCUUCCACUAUUACCAGGAGUUACCAAAGUACCUGCGUGGCUACCACAAGUGCUCACGGGAAGAGGUCCUGCAGCUGGCAGCUCUCAUCUACCGGGUCAAGUUUGAGGAUGACAAGUCCUAUUUCCCCAGCAUUCCCAAGCUCCUGAAGGAGCUGGUGCCUCAGGACCUCAUCCGGCAGCUCUCUCCAGAUGACUGGAAAAGGUCCAUCGUGGCAUACUACAACAAACAUGCGGGCAAAACAAGAGAAGAAGCCAAGCUUGCCUUUCUAAAGAUUAUCUUCAAGUGGCCUACAUUUGGAUCAGCAUUCUUUGAAGUGAAGCAAACUACAGAGCCAAAUUAUCCAGAAAUCCUUCUAAUUGCCAUCAAUAAGCACGGAGUCAGCCUCAUUGAUCCCAAAACCAAGGAUAUUCUCAUCACUCACCCCUUCACCAAGAUCUCCAACUGGAGCAGUGGCAACACCUAUUUCCACAUAACCAUUGGCAACUUGGUGAGAGGAAGCAAGCUGCUCUGUGAGACCUCCCUGGGGUACAAGAUGGAUGAUCUUUUGACCUCGUACAUCAGCCAGAUGCUAACAGCCAUGAGCAAACAGCGGAGUGCAAAGGGGAGCAAGUGAACUGCAAGAAGCCACUGGCACUUGGUCAUGGGGCUCAUUCACCAGCUGAGGGCUGUGGGAUACCCGUGCAGCUGGGCAAGAACCUUUGCCUCCCAGAUGUGGAAGAUGAGCCGAACACCAUCAGGGAGUUCACUGGACUCUGACCUUGAGGGCUCCAAUCCCACCUCCCCUUCCAGCGAAGAUGACUAUCUCUGACCUGCUACUCACCUUCCUCACCCUGCAUCCCAACUCAAUCCUACACCUCAAAGAUUUCUAGGGGACACCACUGCUUUCAGAGAGUGACCAGGGCAAAGACACUCCAGCAGGAGGUUUGCCUGAACCCAGUGGGUAGCAUCACAAAGGCUCCUGGAAGAGGAUUUGUGUGUGUGUGUGUGUGUGUGUGUGUGCGUGUGCGCGUGUGGCUUGCUUUGUUUUCAUUUGUUGUUUUUUUCUCUUAAAUAUGAGAGCUGUUAGGAUGCUAACAGGUUUUUGGUGAAGUUCUGGGAAUUUCAGGUUUGAAGAGGAAUAAGAGAGCCCUGACCCAUGGUGGAAAGGUGUCCAAUGAACACUGCAGGGCUUGUUUUGGUUUUUUUUUUUUUUUGUCAUU